AUGAAGUAUGAGUCACGGAAGUACAUCGACCUCAUUCAAAGUAUUACAUCCAAAUGGGCCAACUGGGAUCCACCAAAACCGAUCAAUGUGGGCGACUAUGGAAUGAUCAACAAUGCAACUGGAGAGUUUGAAUGGGAAGGGAACAUCUACACAUCAAAGACCAUUACCGAUAUCGACAUGACGGAUCCGGCACUACACCCCGUAGAAGAGGAAGGGGACGACAAAUUCAUCGUCAAAUCGUGGGGUGUCACUACUAGGGAAACCAAGGUGGCUACUGAAGCCGCCGUGUCUGGUGUAGUGAAUGUUGCCCUCAAAGUCGAUUUUGAGUUCGAGGGUAGGAAACGAGCAGCUGCCAUGGUUAUGUAUCAGCCAAGAUACAUCAGCCUUCCCAAGGAUGAGCGCAUCAUCGAGUUGCUCAAGUGCAGACCUGAGAAACUCAAAGGGAAGUACAUCGUCACCGAAGUGAUAUGUUGUGCAGCAUAUAUGAUGUACAUGUCUACCAAUAGAGCAGAAAAGUUUUCCGUGACACUUCAAGUCACGGGGCCUCCUUCGCCAGCUGCCAAUGUUGGAGGAACAGCGGGUUUCACCUGGUCUUCAGAAACUACCCAUGGUAUCUACCGUGAAGGAAGCAACACGUCCAUAAAAUACAUGCCCUUGUACAGGCUAAAAAAGCCUCGUAACAAGUUCUGGUUGCCUUGGAGUCAACGCGGAGAUGAGAAGAUUGACGAUUCGAUCGAGAAGUGGGACGAUGUCGAUACACCUUGGGACCCUCUCGACGAGGAGGGCGAAGAGGACGAAUUCUAUGAUGCAGUACGUUCUCAGUUUUUCUAUUUGGAACUCAACUUGAUCCAUCUCUCUCCAACAGGAGAUGCAUGGCGACUUCGGUGUUUUCAAUGA
Suillus plorans is the source of this 897-nucleotide messenger RNA. RefSeq lists its product as uncharacterized. The record is from RefSeq and is a predicted model, not a curated record. The transcript has 5 exons. Bases 1 to 897 code for a protein of 298 amino acids. NCBI's taxonomy places the organism in Eukaryota, Fungi, Basidiomycota, Agaricomycetes, Boletales, Suillaceae.